AUGGAUUCGGAUGCUGCAAAGCCCGUGUCAGCACUGCCUACACAUAUGGGAAAUGGUCGGCUGCCUGUACGAGUGUCGCAGGAGGUGCGUGACCAGAAAGAGCGCGAGAAUCUCUUCAACGCCAUUGAGACGUCCAACCGAGGCCGCCAGAUUGUCAACUUUGACGGACCCAAUGGCUAUGGCGCCUUGCCCGCACAUGCAAAGGCCUCCUCCGCGGCGAGGGCGGCGAGAGUAGCAAGGACCAACGGCGGUGGCGGCAACAGCAGCAGUAACCACAACAACGACGACGAGGACGACGACGAUGCCGCUGACGAUGACAACGGCGGCCGCCAUGGCGAUACGGACGUCGAGGGCUGCAGCGAGGACGCGGUUGCGCAGACGCCGCUGGCCACCAGCCGCGCCCACAGUCCGUACACGCAACAUCCCACGCUCGACUUUGAUGGCCUCAGCUGGCCGAGCAAAGGCACGCGCGGACGCAAAGACGCAACCGAGGAGGAAAAGGCGGCGAAUCUGAAGAAGCUGUCGGGAGCGGUGCGCACCAUGCUCGAGUGCCUGGGAGAGGAUCCCGACCGCGAGGGCUUGCUCGACACGCCUGAGCGAUAUGCAAAGGCCAUGCUCUUCUUCACCAAGGGCUACGAGGAGAACCUGCGCGACAUUGUCAACGGCGCCGUCUUCCACGAGGACCAUGACGAGCUUGUGAUUGUCAAGGACAUUGAGAUCUUCUCGCUCUGCGAGCACCACCUGGUCCCCUUUACGGGCAAGGCAUGGCUACCCCCCCCUUCGAUUCCCAUGCCCCCAUGCCCCCAUGCCCCCAUGUCUCAUUCUCCCAUGCCCCCAUGUCUCAUUCUCCCAUGCCCCCAUGCCCCCAUGUCUCAUUCUCCCAUGCCCCAUGCCCACUCCCAGCCGCCGACGGAAGUCAUUGGCCUCUCCAAGCUCGCGCGCAUCGCGGAAAUGUUUGCCCGGCGCCUCCAGGUGCAGGAGCGGCUGACCAAACAGGUCGCGCUUGCCUUGUCCGAGAUGCUGCAACCGCAAGGCGUUGCAGUCGUCGUCGAGUCUAGCCACUUUUGCAUGUUGCAUGCUCGGCCGCAUGCGCUCCACCGCGAAGACGAGGGAGGAAUUUCUAAGCCUCAUCAAUCGGCGAUAGCGGCUGCUCCCGACAUUCCGUCCCCCGGCAUGCCCGGGCAGGAGACGACGACGAUUGGAGCCUGGACAGCCCGCCUUCUUUGUGUUAUUGCUACACUCCAUCAUUCUUCUCGCUGCUUCAACCUACCCCAAGAUUUCCACCCUGAUUCACAUGCGCCCUCGAGGAGGCGUGGUACGGCCUCUCAACAGCGCCGGCCUUCAACGGCGGUUCGGACUCCGUUUGAGAUCCACACGGACAUGGAAGAAAUCUUCAUCACUCUCUUCUCUCCCCUUAUCAAAGUCUUUCCCUCCAAGAUGGCAGCCACACAACACACCUUUUCGCCAUGUUGUCUCAAAAGCUUUGCUUGGAGUGGCACGCCCGCCGGCCAUGAAUCUACUCUCGCGGAGAACUCCACCUACAUCACCGGCUCCAGCACCGAUGCCGCAAUCCUCUUCAUCCACGAUGCUCUUGGCUGGCGGUUCAAGAAUGCCAGACUACUUGCUGACCAUAUUGCAAAAGAAGUGAUACUCCCCCAAACUCUCACUUCUACUUUCUUCCUCCCUGGGCUCUUCAUCCAGACCAUUGCAUUUUCUGCAGCAUUGACAUGA
Plenodomus lingam JN3 is the source of this 1731-nucleotide messenger RNA. The record is from RefSeq and is a predicted model, not a curated record. Lineage: Eukaryota; Fungi; Ascomycota; Dothideomycetes; Pleosporales; Leptosphaeriaceae.